Messenger RNA from Pangasianodon hypophthalmus (striped catfish), 1686 nucleotides. RefSeq lists its product as uncharacterized. The record is from RefSeq and is a predicted model, not a curated record. The transcript has 9 exons. NCBI's taxonomy places the organism in Eukaryota, Metazoa, Chordata, Actinopteri, Siluriformes, Pangasiidae. Bases 230 to 1330 code for a protein of 366 amino acids.
AAUUUAUUAUUUAAAUGAUAUUCAUUUUCCAAAUACAUUGAUGAUUACAGAGCAGCACUAAAAGCAUGACUUUAUGGAAGAUUAUGCAAACUUUUUUUAGUACUUAGAUUUAGUAUUUCCUCUUUCCUCACAACCAGGAAGUAAAAUCGAUUUGAGGACGUAGAGACAGUAAUAUACAUUGAGGAAGGCUUAAUCGCUACAGAAAACAUAGUGUACUGACGGAAUCUGAAUGAUGGCGCAGUGCCGGUUUGAUUCUUACCACUUAAUAAUAUUUCUCCUAAUGGUGGCCACAACAGAAUGCAAACAAUGUGACAUUUUCAACAGUGUUGAGACAGUGCUGAAUUCAGUAGUGACCCUUACAUGCCCUUUACCACGAUGGCCUGAAGUCACACAGGUCAUUUGGGAAGUUCUUCAAGGUGAAAAAGCAGAAAGAGUUGGUUCUGUAACCAACUGCUCCUCUUCCUGCACCAUAGAAUCCAAUAACAGAGCCCAGCGACCUCUAUGUAAAGUGAGAGCAGUGCAGGAUUUACAAAAAGGAACUGGAUCACUGAUCAUUAGUCCUGUGGAGAUCACAGAUGCGGUUUGGUAUCGAUGUACAGUGCAAAACAGAACCAGGUCUUACUGUUCUCAAGUAAAGAUUGCUGUCAAAGAUGAGCCUCAGCUUCAGACUCUGAUUAAAGAAUGCAAGAGCACCGACCCAUCUGAAGCAGUUCUGAACUCAACAUUUAGGCUUCAGUGCCCUGUGGCCAGACCACAUCCGCAUCUUGGUGCCUCACAGUUAAUCUGGGGUACUGUUGAAGCAGAUGUGCCUGUUCCUAUAACCCGCUGCCCUUCACAUUGCACCUCCAGUGGAGCCCAGAAACCACUAUGUGAGAGAGCAAAAACAAUGGAGGAUGGGUCACUGGGUAUUAGUCCUGUGGAGUCCACAGAUUCUCAGUGGUUCUGGUGUGCACUUGCAGUGAAUUCCACAUCAUGUUAUAAAUUUAAGCUUACUGUCAAAGAUAAUGCCACUCCUAAUCGGACUGUUAAAGCUGAAGGUGGUUCACAUGCAACACAAAGCCCACAGAAGCAAACAAAUGGUAGCAAUGAUGCAGUACUCAGUUCUAAUGCCACAGUGAUAAUUAUAACCUCAGCAACCUCUAUUUUCCUCUUUGUGGCCAUGCUGGUUGGAGUAUACAUCUGUUUCAGGAAACAGAAAAAGAAACGCACAUACGAAGUUGAACUUGAGAAUCCGUAUGAAGUUUUUGAAGAAAUUGUACACAAUGAUAUUUUUCAAUAUUCUUUAGUUCAGUUUGCACCUGCAAGCUUAUAUACCUUUGAGGACAAAUGAAGACAUCUCAAAAUCCCAUUCUGUUCCCUAAACAUGGCCAUAUCUGUUCAAGAUUUUUUGCCACUGAUGUAAUUCUGAAGUAAUAUUUUUUCCUUCCCCCUCCUCACUGGUAUAUAUUCAAAAACAUACCAAAUAUGUUAUGUAAUAUAAGUGCAUGUACAUUGUCUGAAUUAAAUUAAAUACCUGAUUGUAAGCUUAAAUUAAUGAUGUGAUUUUAUAUAGUGUUGCGUUACAUUAUAGGAUAUAAAUGUUAUCACUAUUGCCCAAAAGAAGAAAAAUCUUAAACCUUAUGGUGUGCAUUUUUAAACUGACAAAUAAACACUGUCAACUAAAGUAAAAGAGAAUGUGGCAUAUUU